This is a messenger RNA of Malassezia pachydermatis, 1359 nucleotides long. RefSeq lists its product as hypothetical. The record is from RefSeq and is a predicted model, not a curated record. The coding region runs from base 1 to 1359 and encodes 452 amino acids. The transcript has a single exon. Gene Ontology annotation, cellular component: RNA polymerase II transcription regulator complex. Gene Ontology annotation, molecular function: DNA-binding transcription activator activity, RNA polymerase II-specific; transcription cis-regulatory region binding. Lineage: Eukaryota; Fungi; Basidiomycota; Malasseziomycetes; Malasseziales; Malasseziaceae.
AUGGAACAAGGCUCAUCGGGACCUCCUCCACCCCUGCCUGACGAGGCGCUUGGGGCUGUGAUCCAGCUCGCGCAUGCCGCGUCGCGUCCGGAUAGCGACGCCUCCAACAACAACACGGGGAACGACAAUACGCGUGCCUCGGGCGCGAAAGGUCGCGGUACGGACCUGAGUGACAACCAACGUGCAUCGAAGCAUGUGCGUAUGGACAACGGCGCGCAGCCUGCUGGCAUGGAUGCGCAGGCACUAUCGUGGGCGCAGACCGCCCCGCCCGCCUACCCUGGCCAUGGUCUCGACCAAAAUGGCCUUCCACUGUCCCACGGCGAGGCCAAUGCGUUUGACCCUGCGACCCACGGUGUGGCCACCUACGGUGACCAGACGGACCAGAACCGCAUGGCGCCGCCGCCGCCUGUGCAGCAGCAGCCACAACAGCAGCACCAAUCGCAGCAGCAGGGUGAACAGCCAAAGCACCUCACGUCCGAGCAGACAGGUCUGGUGGGUGCGCGCGGUAAGACGGGCAUGACACGAACUCUUAGCACAAGUCGUCGUGCUGAGCAAAACCGAAAUGCGCAGCGUGUAUUCCGUGAGCGAAAGAACAAGUACAUUGCCGAUCUCGAAAGCAAGGCUGCGUCGUUGGAGAGUGCGCUCCUUGCUGCGGAAGAGCAUCGUCGUCGCUUUAAUGAGGCGCUGGAGACAAUUGAUAUCUUGAAGCGUGAUAACGAUACCUUGCGUGUGGCUCUUCGGGCCCUGGGCGGCCACCAAGCCGUGCCGAAUGCACCUGCCCUACCGAUCGAUCGCGCUUCGCAUACCUCGGCGCUGCUGCCUACAGCGUUUGCACAACAGCAUGCCGGCGCUCCCGCGGGGGCGGGGCGCCCUGGUGAGCACCACGACCACUCGCACGCCCAGGGCCAAGGCGGUAUGCACGACUCUGCCGACCAGAACCAGGACCCUGCGACGGCCGCAGCAGUGGCUGCCGCGGCUUCGGGCGGUGCACCGUACUGGCUACUGGAAGCUGUGUCGAAUGCCAACCAGCAGCACGGCUUCCCUGUGUCGAGCCACUUUUCCUCCCAGCUGGGCGACGGUAGCCUUCCAGCCGGCGCACAUACACCGAUGCAUCCGAACGACCCCAAUGCGAUGCGGGCUCGUUCGGCCUUGACCGGACAGCGUGCGGAAGGUAUGCUUGACCCAUCGUUGGAGCACGCAGCGUUGGGAGAUAACACACGCUCGGCAGCACGCGUGCCUGGCGAUGAAAGCAAGGGCAACGAGUCGCUCGAUGUGACGGGCAACCCUGACAACCUAGCUUCGUUGAGCGCCGUGGCGGCGGCGGCCGCCGCGGCAGCUUCACAGAAGGUGAACAACUGA